Messenger RNA from Nothoprocta perdicaria, 2017 nucleotides. It is a transcript of the gene NACC2, whose product is annotated as NACC family member 2. Lineage: Eukaryota; Metazoa; Chordata; Aves; Tinamiformes; Tinamidae. Bases 63 to 1793 code for a protein of 576 amino acids. Gene Ontology annotation, biological process: regulation of transcription by RNA polymerase II. The transcript has 5 exons. Gene Ontology annotation, molecular function: protein binding; RNA polymerase II cis-regulatory region sequence-specific DNA binding; DNA-binding transcription factor activity, RNA polymerase II-specific. The record is from RefSeq and is a predicted model, not a curated record.
AUGUGCCCUCCUCCGGCUCUGCCUGCGUUGAAUGCGUGAGGAGCCCCCGGCGUGCGCGAGCCAUGUCGCAGCUGCUGCACAUAGAGAUCCCCAACUUCGGGAACACCGUCCUGGGCUGCCUCAACGAGCAGCGGCUGCUGGGGCUCUACUGCGACGUCUCCAUCGUGGUGAAGGGCCAGGCGUUCAAGGCGCACCGGGCCGUGCUGGCCGCCAGCAGCCUCUAUUUCCGCGACCUCUUCAGCGGCAACAGCAAGAAUGCGUUCGAGCUGCCGGGCACGGUGCCGCCCGCCUGUUUCCAGCAGAUCCUCUCCUUCUGCUACACGGGCAAGCUCACCAUGGCGGCCAGCGAGCAGCUCGUGGUCAUGUACACGGCCGGCUUCCUGCAGAUCCAGCACAUCGUGGAGAAGGGCACGGACCUCAUGUUCAAAGUGAGCUCGCCGCACUGCGACUCGCAGACGGCCACCAUGGAGGAGCCCGGCUCGGAGCCGCAGAGCCCGUGCGCGCCGCUGCCGCCCGCCGCGGCUCCCUACGGCGUCGCACCCUCCGUGCCCAUCCCGCUGCUCGCCCGYGUCAAGCACGAGAGCCUCGAGCUGCAGGCGGCCGCCGGGCUGCCGGGCAAGCGGCCGCUCGAGGCCGGUGCCCGCGAGGCCGCCAACGCGGCCGGCCCCGCCGCCGGCGCCCUCAAGCUCUCGCGCGUCUCCUACUACGGCGUGCCCAACCUGGCCACCCUGCUGCCCGCCGUGCCGCAGGUCGCCUACUCGCAGGGCGAGCGCACGAGCCCCGGCGCCAGCAGCCUGCCCACCACCGACAGCCCCACGUCCUACCACAACGAGGAGGACGACGAGGACGACGAGGCCUACGACACCAUGGUGGAGGAGCAGUACGGGCAGAUGUACAUCAAGUCCUCAGGGGAAUACUCYGUUGCUCAAGAAAAGCCAGAGCAGAUCCCGCUGGAGAAUCGUUCCUGCGUCCUCAUCAGGCGGGACCUGGUCGCGCUGCCGGCCAGUCUCAUCAGUCAAAUCGGAUACCGCUGUCACCCCAAACUCUACUCAGAGGGAGACCCUGGGGAAAAACUAGAGCUCGUCGCAGGUUCGGGUGUUUACAUCACUCGGGGACAGCUGAUGAAUUGCCACCUGUGCGCGGGGGUGAAGCACAAGGUUCUCCUGAGACGUCUGCUGGCCACCUUCUUUGAUCGGAACACGCUCGCCAACAGCUGCGGCACCGGGAUCCGGUCGUCCACAAGCGAUCCCAGCCGGAAGCCGCUGGACAGCAGGGUCCUCAACGCCGUGAAACUGUAUUGUCAGAAUUUUGCCCCGAGCUUUAAGGAAAGCGAGAUGAAUGUGAUAGCAGCCGAUAUGUGCACCAACGCGCGCCGCGUCCGCAAGCGCUGGCUCCCGAAGAUCAAGUCCAUGCUGCCCGAAGGGAUGGAGAUGUACCGCACRGUGAUGGGCUCCAGCACAAACAGUGUCCCCCUGGACGCCGAGUUCCAGCCCAACACCGCUCAGGUCUUCGAGCAGCGCAUCUAUGCAGAGCGGAGGAGCGAGGCGGGGACUAUAGUAGCCCUGAGAACUAACACGGUAAACGUAGAUCUAAGCAACGGCUCCAACCCGUCCUUUGAACAGAGCGAGGAUGCCGAAGGCGCUGGCUCCGUUAUACAGGAGGCAGCUGCCACGGAGGCGCUGGCAUCGGAUACCCAAAGCACUCCACAACCUUUCGAGCAGGGCUCGGGCUCCGCUAGCCGGCCAGAAACUCCCGUGAGAAGACAGGAUGGUACUUACGGAGGGACUUUAUAGAGAGAGCUCAUGGUUUGCGACCUAUAAGGGAUCUGUAAUACUAAAGCUGCUUGCAUGCGUUACUAAUACAAAACAAACAAACAAAAAAAAAUGUGAUCAAGCCACUUACCUACUGAACUGCUACUGUUGCCUGAAAAAAAUGUGAUUUUUAUUCUGCUUGUAUUUAAAAUUUAUGAAGGAAAUAAUCGCAUUCGUUAUACUGUAAACGACUAGGUCUGUGGCGA